AUGGCCGGGUUCUGGCGCCCAGGCGCGGACGCUCCCUCGACGUCCGCGCCGUCGACUCUCUUAACUCUCGACGUCGACGCCGAUGCCGACGCCACGGGGACGUUGAUUCAAUUCGAGAAAAAUCCGAAAGCGUCGCUGAGCGCGCGUCGUCGCGCGCUCCCGAUCGCGGCGCACGCGGACGAAUUGAUGUACUGCGUCGAGAAACAUCAAACCACGGUCAUCGUCGGGCACACGGGGUGCGGAAAGACGACGCAGAUACCGCAGUACCUGCGAGACGGCGGCUGGUGCGGCGGCGGCGCGACUGUGGCGGUGACGCAGCCGAGACGAGUGGCGGCGCAGACGGUGGCGCAACGCGUCGCAGAGGAGGUAGGGUGUGUGAUAGGGGAUACAGUUGGGUACGCGAUACGAUUUGAGGACGUGUGCACGCCGGGGAAGACGGAGAUUAAAUUUUGCACGGAUGGAGCGCUGUUGCGCGAGCUCGCGGAGGAUCCGUUGUUGACAAAGUAUUCGGUGGUGAUAGUGGACGAGGCGCACGAGCGCACGUUAGCGACGGACGUGUUGUUAGGAUUAUUGAAGAAAGUGCAGCGCGCGAGAAGGGAUUUGCGGUUGAUCGUGUCGAGCGCGACGAUUCAGGCGGAAUCAUUCGCGGCGUUCUUUGACGCGAGCGGCGAGGACGACGACGGCGAUGGACCUUCGAGAAAGCCCAUCAUCAUGUCCGUCGAAGGUCGAGCGCACGGUGUGUUGAUUCAUUAUCUGGAUGAACCGACCGGAGAUUACGUGUUGAGCGCGGUAGAGACGGCGUUGGAAGUGCAUCGAAACGAAGGACCAGGUGAUAUAUUAAUCUUUCUCACAGGCGAGGGCGAGAUCGACGACGCCGUCAACUUGCUCGAAGAGGAAGCGCGAGAGAUGAAACGCGAUCCGAGACGGUCACACGAUGCGCUGGAUUUAGUGGUUUGUCCACUGUAUGCGGGAUUAAAUCCUGCGGCGCAGUUGGAGGCGUUUCGACCGCCGCGCAGAGGCGCGCGCAAAGUCGUCGUGGCGACAAACGUUGCCGAAACGUCUGUGACGAUUGAAGGUGUCGUGUACGUCAUAGAUUCAUGCUUUGCGAAGCAAAAGGCGUUCGACCCAGAGCGCGGCAUGGAGAGUUUGUUCGUCGCACCCGCGAGCAAGGCGAGUACGAACCAACGCGCCGGUCGCGCCGGUCGCGUGCGUCCGGGUAAAUGCUUUCGCUUGUGCACCGAGAUUGACUAUCGCUCGUUGGCCGACGUCACGGCUCCGGAGAUCGUUCGAAGUGACCUCGCGAGUACGGUUUUGCAGAUCAAGGCGAUGGGUAUUGAUAAUAUCAUGAACUUUGAGUGGGUGUCGCCGCCGCCCGCGGCGAACAUGAUCAAGGCGCUCGAGCUUUUAUACGCGCUCAGGGCUUUGGACGACGACGCCAAGCUCACGAGUCCGCUCGGCGUGCACUUAGCCGAAAUCCCACUCGAGCCGCAGCUAGGGAAGAUGCUCCUCGUGAGUGGAGAGAUGGGAUGCGUAAGGGAAGCGUUGACUGUCGCGGCGUACAUGCAAGUGCAGUCGUUGUGGGUCACGCAUCGCGGGCAAAAGAAACGCUUAGAUGAGAUGCGCGACCGCUUUGCCGUGGAAGAAGGAGACGCAGUGAUGAUGUUGAACAUCCACGACGCGUACUGUGACGCGAGAAACCAGGCAAAGUUUGCGAGCAACAACAUGCUCAAUCAUCGAGCGCUGCUUCGGGCUGGAGAUGUACGCAGUCAAUUGAAAAAGCAUCUCGCUAGACUGGGAGUCGUCACGAAUUCGUCUUGCGGCGAUGAUACGGUACCAAUUCGACGUGCGAUUGCUGCUGGGUUCUUUGCUAACGCUGCAACGCUCGCGCCCUACGGUGGCGGCCCCGAUGGUUCCGUCUUUCAUUCUCUCCGCGCGAUGAGUGCGCGCGCGCGUGCUCGAGAGCUCCGAAUACAUCCAAGCUCCGCGCUGUUCCGCUCGCGACCGCAAUGCGUGGCGUAUUGCUCCGCCGUUCGCACAGAUCGCGAGUACAUGCGCGACGUCACCGUCGUCGAAGCCGAUUGGUUGCGCGAGCUCGCGCCGCACUUCUAUCGCGCGGUGAGCGCCAAUCCGACGACGCAAUAG
Messenger RNA from Ostreococcus lucimarinus CCE9901, 2142 nucleotides. RefSeq lists its product with no specific name. Lineage: Eukaryota; Viridiplantae; Chlorophyta; Mamiellophyceae; Mamiellales; Bathycoccaceae. Gene Ontology annotation, cellular component: intracellular anatomical structure. The record is from RefSeq and is a predicted model, not a curated record. The transcript has a single exon. The coding region runs from base 1 to 2142 and encodes 713 amino acids. Gene Ontology annotation, molecular function: ATP binding; RNA binding.